ACUUCUUUUUCUUCCUCUUUGUUUCCACCUUGCUAAACAGCUGUCCAGCCAAUUGUAAUUUGCACCGUUUUGUACAUAUAGUAUAUACUAUACUAUAGUUUCUUUUCUAAUGGUACUAUUGUUUUCCAUGUUGGCAGCAAGAGGGGAAAAAGAAAGUUGAAUGAAUAGAUAAGUCAAGGAAAAAAAAAAAAAAAGGAAGAUUUGCUUGGUAGCUUAUAAUAUUUCAUAUACAUAUAUAAUUGACUUUGUUUUUUCUGUUCAACUCAAGUCUCUCUCUGACUCUCUCUAUGGUUUUGUAUGAAAAAAUGAAAGGUUUUGCUUUUGAGCGGAUUGGUUAAUAGCACCAAAAGAGCUACAUAUGAGUUAUUUCUUAUGAUUAUUGGCUCUAGCAUCUCAGAAAAAAACUUAAUGUGUCAAAAAAGAUUGAUGGGAAAGAAGAAAGUUGGGAAGAAGACAAAGGAGUUGUCAGUAGCAAUAGCAGAAUCAUCAGCAAUGAGUGGAGAUUCCCAACAACAACAAAUUACUCCUAGGAAAAGAGGAAGACCAAGAAAAAUUAUUGUAAAAGAUGAAGAAGAAGUUUCUGCAGAAUUAAAGAAACUCAAAACAAGUGAAGUUGAAGAAGAAUCAGAAAAUAAACAAGGAGAAAAGAAGAAAGAAAAACAAGAAGAAUUUGAAGAGGAAAAAAAUUUACAGCCACAAAAGGAGCAACCUACAAGGAGUAGAGCUAGAAGAAAAAGCAAACCAAGAAAGAGCUGCUAAAUUAAUUUGAAGAAUCUCCUUUUUAUUGUAGGUAAUUUCUGAAACUAAGUAUGAAAGAUGAACAAGUUAAUUUCAUCUACUACUGGUUUUUAUUCCUUUCCUAGUUUCCUAGCGCUGUUAGUUUUUUUUUUUUUUUUCCUGUUUUGUUUUGGGCUUAGUAUGUCCAUUUUAAUUGUGAGAAACAUUUAGUUAGGAAGGAAUUGGUUAGCUUCACACACUGGAUUUAAUUGUGGUAUGACCUGUAAUGACUCUUGUGUAAGCGUGAACUCAAUUCAACUAAGUUGGAUCAA
Messenger RNA from Lycium barbarum (goji berry), 1049 nucleotides. Its product is annotated as FK506-binding protein 4-like. The transcript has 2 exons. NCBI's taxonomy places the organism in Eukaryota, Viridiplantae, Streptophyta, Magnoliopsida, Solanales, Solanaceae. The record is from RefSeq and is a predicted model, not a curated record. The coding region runs from base 373 to 759 and encodes 128 amino acids.